Messenger RNA from Paramecium tetraurelia, 2679 nucleotides. RefSeq lists its product as uncharacterized. The transcript is spliced from 5 exons. Gene Ontology annotation, molecular function: voltage-gated potassium channel activity. Gene Ontology annotation, biological process: regulation of membrane potential; potassium ion transmembrane transport. NCBI's taxonomy places the organism in Eukaryota, Ciliophora, Oligohymenophorea, Peniculida, Parameciidae. Gene Ontology annotation, cellular component: membrane. The record is from RefSeq and is a predicted model, not a curated record.
AUGAACUCUGAAUUACACUCUAAUAGAGAACUGUUACAAGGAAUGAAAAAAUCAGACUCAAUGAGAAGCUAGAGACAAUUAAAAUCCUGUCCAGCUUACUUCAAAACAUUGCAAUUUUCAAAAUAUUAAAACAUUUAGACAUCAGAAUAAAAUUAGUAAUUUUCUAAGGCGAACCCCCUAAACGUUUUCAUCAGAAUAAUAAAGUUUAUUACAUUAAUCACACAAUCGAUAUUUCCAUAGGAUUUUAAAUAUUUGGAUGCCAACAUGUUUAAAAUAAUUGGUGAUAAAGCAGCAGAUUUUAGCUUUUAUGUGAAACAGGAUUACUUCAAAUAUAUAGUAAAUAUUAUUUAAUCAUAGAAAGCAGCUCCAGAGUCGAGGCUCCAACACAUAUUAUAAAUAACUAUACUCAAAUAUUACACUAUACAAUCAUUAUUUGAGUACUUUUCGCAUAGUAAAUUCCUAUUUAAGCCAGAAUAAACAAGUAUACUCAUAUGGAAUGUUUACUUGCUUAUAAUGAUCAACUUUAACUUUUUGUAUUGUUCCAUUAAAUUCUCCUUUGACUUCGAUAGCAGAGAGCCAGAAAAUUACAAACAAAGCGAAAUCUUCUUCCUGAUAAUUCCCUUUAUCAGUUAUUUAAUAGACAUACUCGUGAAAUUGAACAGUUGUUAUUAUGAGGCAGGCUAUUUAGUGACAGACAGACACAAAAUAAUUAAAAACUUUUAUCAUUCGAAUGAAUGCAUAAUUGAUUCAAUAAUCAUAGUGAUAUCAUUAGGCUAUUUUUUUGAUUCGCAAGGUAACAAUCUGUUGUCACUAUUUAUGAUAAUAAAAAUAUUGGAUGUUCCAAAAAGAGUCGGAUUGAUAUUGGAUAAAUUGGAACUGACAACCAAUUAUUGGGCAGUCUAUGACUUAGUCAGAUUGAUCUAUUUGAUAAUAAUUGAAGCCCACACAUUUUGUUGUUUUCUAUAUUAUGUGGGCAAAUAAAAUAAGGAUGUCUCUUGGAUUAUCAAAGAGGAUUUAGUUGAAGCUAAUUUUAUAACAAGCUACUUGACCACAUUCUAUUGGAGUGUAAUAACUAUGACUACAAUUGGAUACGGAGACUUUACUCCAUAGAAUUUGAAUGAGAGAGUAUUGAUAAUAUUUGUAGCCAUUGUAUCUUGUUGUACAUUCGGUUUUUUUGUAUCAUCCAUAGGAUAAAUCAUCUAUUCGAUAUAGAAAAAAGAACAAUAAAUAAGAUUAGAUUUGAAUGAUUUGAAAAAAUACUUGAGGGUAAGAGGUUUUAACUCAGAAUUGCAAAUAAAAAUUAGAAGAUACUUUGAGUACUUAUGGAAUGAUUGCAUGGGACAAGAUUAAUUCGAUAUGUCUAAAUUGUAACAACUAUUACCUAGCAAUUUGUAUACUGAAAUGAUAUUAGAUUUAAAUCUGAAAAGCAUCUCAAAGAUUCCAUUUUUUCAUGAUAAUUUUAGUUCUGAUUUUUUGUAGGCUUUGGCUGGUGAUUUCGAAGAGGAAAAGCUUACUCCUUGGUAGAGUAUUUUUACAAAAGGAGAAUAGAGUCAAUAUCUUUAUAUCCUUUGUGAAGGGGAAGUUGAAUACUAUGUAUCUCUUCCAGAAGGUUCUGGGAAUUGUGUAUCUAUUUAGAAAAUGGAUGGAUAAGAUGAAAUCUUUGGACAAUAGGAUUUUUUAUUGGACCAAAACUACUCAAUAAAUUGCAGAACUACAAAGCCAUCAAGGAUAUUAAAAAUGCAUAGAGAUAAGUUUCAAUAGAUAGCAAAGAAGUUUGGCUAUGAAAAAUAUUGUUAAUUAAAAGAUUUGGUAAAAUUCUCAGGAAGAUUUGAUGAGUUUCAUAUUUAAUGUAUUGGGUGUAAUAAAUCAACCCAUUUGCUCUAUAAUUGUCCAAUGCUUACCGGAUUUCCAAGUAGAACCAAAACCUUGUUGAAAUAUAAGAAGAAGUGUUGUUAAGAAAGGAAUCCUUUUCAUAGAACCAAUUUAGAAAAGAGAAUAUCAACUCUAAGUGUGGAAGGCAAAAUCGCAGAUAGUGUGUUAUAUUAUUUGUUGAAAGAUCCUAAGAUGUCAGAAGAAUUCAAUUAUCAACUUAAAAGGAAUAUGGCAUCAUCUUAAAAUGGAUAUCUUAGAAAAUCUUAAAAGAAGAUAACCAAUAUACCCAAAAGAGGAGUGCCAUUGUUUUUAAGUUAAGAUUAAUUUUAGAAAACAGCAGAAACUAAUUUCGAAGAAAAUCUAGGAUUUCAAUUCAGUAAAGGAGUAUUUUAGUAAUAGAAGAAAAUGACACCUUUGGAUUAAGAACUUAGUUUGGAAGAGAGUUCUAAAAUAAUUGCUACAGUGAAUAAACAGUUUUAAACGAAGGGAACUUUAAACUUAAGCAUUGGUAAAAGUAAUGAGGUAAUUUAAGAAGUGGAGAAGGAUUAUGAUUCGAAAGAGGAUAAGACUCUAUUGAUUGAAUCUAAAAGAGAUUAUUAAGAAUCUAUGGGGAGGUAUAAGGAUAUUUUUGAGUCUUUUGAGAUUCAGCGAGAUUAUGAAUUAUACAUGCCUCACAUGAACUUCAAAUUAAUUUAAGAACUUUUCUAAAGGAGUCGGGAAAUAGCUAGCUUCCAUAAUUUCAUCGAUGUGAAUAUUGUGAAAAGAAAAUGGAAAAGAUCUAAAAUAGUCAUUGUCUUGGAAUCUUGA